This is a messenger RNA of Harpia harpyja (harpy eagle), 2174 nucleotides long. It is a transcript of the gene SYDE1, whose product is annotated as synapse defective Rho GTPase homolog 1. Gene Ontology annotation, biological process: signal transduction. NCBI's taxonomy places the organism in Eukaryota, Metazoa, Chordata, Aves, Accipitriformes, Accipitridae. The record is from RefSeq and is a predicted model, not a curated record.
AUGAGGACCCCCAGCCUGGGAGCUCCUGGAAGACGUGGAGCGGAGGGAGUCGUGACACCGAGAGGGGCCGUGGUGGGGAGUCACCCCCGAAGACGGGUAGGGAACCCCCCCCGCGGUGGUUUGGGGAUGGCAGAGAGCUCCGGACCCCGCAGCGGAACGGCCCCAGCGCUGUCCACGGCUGGCCAAGGAGAGGAGCCGGGAGCCGGCAGGACCCAGGCUUGUGCGAAGAUGCCGAUCCCAUGCGUGAGCUCGGGGACAGGGCUGACCACCCCCUCGCCCCCCGCCAGCCCCAAGAAGGGCCGUUCCCUCAACAAGGUGAAGUCCCCAGGUACCGUACGUCGUCUCUCCAUGAAGAUGAAGAAGCUGCCGGAGCUACGGAGGAAGCUGAGCCUACGCAGCCCCCGUCCCCGGGGCCAAGAGGGUGGCACCUCGCCCUCCGAAAGCCGCAAGGAAUCCAGCAACGUCAUCAGCCGCUACCACCUAGACAGCAGCGUGACUUCACGGCCGGGGCUGCCGCGAGCCAAAGCGGCCGGCAAAGGCGGCUACUUGAGUGACGGCGACUCCCCGGAGCUGCCGGCUAAAGCUGGGGCACGUCCGGAACCGGAGGAUGGGGAGAACGGGCUGGAUGUGGGCGCUUUCCGCCCCUACAGCUGCGGGGAGAUGCCGCCACGGUGCGGGCAACACAUCUCGGGGCUGGUAAGCGUCCACCUCCACGGCGUGCAGGACCUGAAGCCACCACGGGCCGAAGCCCGGGAGGUUUUCUGCGUCUUGCAGGUGGACGCGGCCAACCGGGCUCGCACGGCUUUGCUGCCCUGCAAGACGGCGUUCCUCGGCCUCAACCACACCUUCAACCUGGAGCUGGAGGGUGCCCGGCACCUCAAGGUGAUCGUCUUCUCCUGGGAUCCCACCUCCUGCCGCAACCGUCUCUGCUGCCACGGCACUGUGGUCCUGCCCCACAUCUUCAGAGGUUGCCGGGCCCAGCAGCUGGCGGUGCGGCUGCAACCUCGCGGUAUCCUCUACUCCAAAUUCACCUUGGUGGAGCAGUGGGACAGUCCCGGUGAUCGGGAACCCCGUGUCUUCGGCGUGGAGCUGGGCCAGCUGGUGGAGAGGGAGAAGGCGGCCACCAAAGUGCCUCUGCUCAUCCAGAAAUGCGUGGCCGAGAUAGAGAAACGAGGGCUGAAGGUGGUGGGAUUGUACCGGCUCUGCGGCUCGGCCGCCGUCAAGAAAGAGCUUCGUGAUGCCUUUGAGAGGGACAGCGCGGCCGUGACGCUCUCGGAGCAGCUCUACCCCGACAUCAACGUCAUCACGGGGAUCCUCAAGGAUUACCUCCGGGAGCUGCCCACCGCCGCUUCACCCCCCACGCUCUACCACGUUGUGCUGGAGGCCAUGGCCAAGCGACCCCCCCGGGCCCCCCCAGGAGAGCGGGACGCUGUCACCCUGCUCGACUGCCUGCCUGACGUUGAGAAGGCCACACUGACGCGGCUCCUGGACCACCUCAGCCUGGUGGCCUCCUUCCACGAUUUCAACCGCAUGAACUCGCAGAACAUCGCCGUCUGCUUCGGGCCCGUCCUGCUCACCCAGAACCAGGAGCCCCGGCGCUCCGGCACCGGUACCGGCACCGGCAACCGCAGCUACGCCCACAGCGAGGACAUCGCCAGCGCCGUUGACUUCAAGAGGCACAUCGAGGUGUUGCAUUACCUGCUGCAGGCCUGGCCGGCCCCCCGCUUGGCCCCAGCCCCCCAAUUUCAGGAGGGAGCACAGCCCAGUUGCCCGCAGCAGCAACGGGGGCCACCACUGCGACUGGACCUGCUGGAGAGCGCGGUGGUGGCCCGUCACCGUCCCCGAGGACCGGAGAGCCCCCCCAGCAACCGCUACGCCGGUGACUGGAGCAUCUGCGACCACCAAUUCCUACUGGUACCCGGCACGGCCGGCGACGCCGACUACGACGAGGUGGCAGCCGGUGAUGGCGAGACCGGGGUGCCGGCGCGGCGGACCCCGCACCGGCGGACCCUCUUCGUGGCCGAUUUUGCCCUGGGUGAGGAGCCUGAGGCGCCCUUCGGCCCCUGCCUCAACCUCAAGGACUUUGACGCGCUCAUCCUCGACCUCGAGCGGGAGCUUGCCAAGCAGAUCAACGUCUGCCUGUGAGACCGGCGCCGAUACCGGUGCCGAUGCCG